Molecule: messenger RNA, 5472 nt
Organism: Cordyceps fumosorosea ARSEF 2679
Lineage: Eukaryota; Fungi; Ascomycota; Sordariomycetes; Hypocreales; Cordycipitaceae
Product: SSU processome component Utp10
Exons: 2
Coding region: 1-5472 (1823 amino acids)
Biological process (GO): maturation of SSU-rRNA from tricistronic rRNA transcript (SSU-rRNA, 5.8S rRNA, LSU-rRNA); positive regulation of transcription by RNA polymerase I
Cellular component (GO): small-subunit processome; 90S preribosome; t-UTP complex
Molecular function (GO): snoRNA binding
Source: RefSeq, a predicted model, not a curated record
AUGGCGACCUCGCUUGCCGCGCAGCUGGCGCAAGUGGCAGCAAAUUCCAAGUCGACUCUAAACCUCAAGGCUCAGAGAGCAGCGCACUCCAAAUCGCUGAUUUGGGAGCCCAAAGUUGCUGCUACUCAAAGUCUUCAAACCCUUUACGCGACUUGUUUCCAAGGUUUCGAAGACCUUUGCCAAUUAGAUGCCAGAUUUGUGCCCUUCCAGGCUACGCUAUUUAGCGAGGAAAGCCAGGAUCAAGACCGAACUCAACUCACAUCCUCUGAAAAUGCUGAGCUUAACCGCCAAAUUGAAAGCUUCCUGCGUCUGGUUGGCGGCCGCCUCCGCCUGACGCCAGCGAUCAAGGCCGUCGAAUGGCUUAUUAGACGAUUCAGAAUCCACGAGGAAAACACCGUCCCAUUGGUUCUCGCAUUCCUACCUUAUCAUUCUGUCCCCGCAUUCACCACGCUGCUUUCAAUACUCCCACAUAGAGUCCCACAGGCACUACGAUUUCUCGAUCCAUACAUUCGGUCUCUCACAGCGCCGCCAAGAUCUAUAAUCGUGCAUCAAGCCAUCAACCACCCCGAGUUCCUGUCGCUGGUUUCUGAGUAUACCCUCGAGUCAUGCCGAAAUCAAUAUCAUCACCCUGCACAGAUCACGUUCUGGGCUGGUUUAAUGACUGAGUCUGUUAAUGGCCUGCUUGAUAAGACGAAAUCUGGACGCGCCACAGUCCAGGCAGAAAAUAUACAAGCCUUGCUGCACAGACUCGGACCAAUCUUUUCUGAGUCGCUCAUGAUGAAGACUGUCCCCAGUCUCCAGAUUGCGUCAUACAUGGCUAUGGCUGUGUUUGUCUCUAAAGGAAGCCUUGAAGAUGCCGCUGUCACUGCCUUCAUGCAGCAGACCGUGCUUGGCUGGUCCUUUGAGACCAUACGACCUGGCCUUGUCUGCCUGACCAUCAUGGCCCAGUUCAGGUCCGCCAAGCAGAUGAACAGCAAGGUCACCAAGGCUCUGAUGAAGGUUCCAGAUAUCGGCCUUCUUCUUGUUGAAAUUGGCAAAGAGCGACGUGUUGAUAAGCUUGCCAACGGCCUCUGCCUGGCACUCAUCGAGCGACUUACAAAAAAGGGCGAUUCCAGUGGGCUCGCAUCCAUUAUGUCUGUUCUAAGCGGCGAAAUCCUAAAAGAAAAACAAACUGCUGUUAUCUUUAAAUCGCUUCUUCUAACAGCUCUAAAGCUCGACAAUGAAAACGACAAGGACGGGUCCCUUAGAAGGGAACUCGGCUCUGUGUUGAUUGCACUCUCGCAAGUUUCUGGCAAGGUUGGCGACAUUGUCCAGUCCGCCAUACAAGAGGUAGAAUUCGAUAUCGAGGAGCUUGAACUGAAGCUUGACCUAUCAUUCCGAUCUCGCCGGAUCCCUGAGGCUUCCAGCGACAGCACCAUUGCGAAGGUUGCCGUCUCACCCGAAACCCGAGUUGAUAUUGAAAAGGCACUUGGCCGUCUGAACUCACGCACUGAAGCCCUAUCGAUAUGUCUUGUGCCUCAGCCAAGUGAGAUCUUUGACGAAUUCAGCCACCUUUUCUUCUCCAUUGUUUCCGAACGCUCGAACGAUGUGGAGCUGCUUUCUCGCUUUGAGGAGAGCCCCAAACUUUGCCGACCGACGGCUUUGAAGGACUGCACUUUCUACAGCUUCUUCAUACAUAUUUGGUCGGGCCCGUAUCCCGCCCUCGCCAGGAUGGCAGCCCUCGACAUGGUGAAGAAGAAUGUGAAAGUCAGUGAGGAUCUUACAGUUGACUUGCAGAACCUGGUCCCAUACUGUGUCAUUGCGCUCUCUGAUCCCUCGAAAAGGGUACGGCGCUCUGCCGCAGACCUCCUCGUUGUUAUCUCCAGCCGAUACACAGCAACGCCCAGCUUCAAGUCAGUCUGGGGCGCUGGCACGCUGUACGGUAGCGCGCAGGAUAGCAAACCUCUUACAUGUGAAAUUAUCAGACGUCUACUACACCUUCAGCUGUUGCCAACUGUUGAGGAAUGCGUGAUGGAUCCCAACCACAUUGCCGUCGUGAUCAAGGCCACCAUCGAGCAGGGCACAUAUCAGACCAAACCUGAUCCUUCUCUGGACAAAAAAGACCACAUGUCCUCCUCUGGCAGACUUGCUCUACUGGUGUUUUUCUCUGAGCAUGCCGUCAAAACUCCCAUACUCCUUGUGAAGGAAAGGCUGUUGGGUGGAUUGAAUGAGGUGAAGGGCGUGAGUGGUACAUCACGGACGAAAUCAUUGCUACCGGCUCUGAGGUGGUGGGCCGCCCUCAGCGACACGGAAAUCGAGGCCAUGUGCCGUUCUGAGCACAUUGAGACGGCGGAGGCCUAUACAAGAUUUGUGGAAAUUGUCGUCCCCAAUGACGCGACAGGCCUUGAGUUUUUCAUAGAAACUUUGACUAGUCCUGAUACAAGUGAAAAGCCUGAUCUUGUCCAGGCUAUCUUUGCCCGGAUCAGGAAAAUAUGGCCGCUUAUGAAGGCAGAUUCGAAGCUUGCUGUUGCACAGCAAUUCCUGGCGCUCUCCCAGGAGACAGGCGAUGACGAUGCGUCUCCUAUCGUGGCGACAGAGGCCUCAGACCUCCUCAGGACUGUUCCUCUCACCACUGAUAUCCUGUCGAUAUUCUUGAACUCCAUUCAGACUGGUACCAAGAUGAUCACAGAGCCCCCGCCAGAGAAGAGACGCCGCAGGUGCUCCACUGAUGUCAAUCGUGAGCUUAUUACGCAACUGACUCCAGAUCUGAGCAAAGCUCUGCGCAAGAUCACUUUUGUGUUGCAGCUGGUGGACAACUCUGAUCCUGUGACUCAUCCCGAGCUUCUCGAUGGGCUGUUUACAGCCCUUGCUGAGCUUCAACACUUGAGAACCGUUGUGGGCUCAGAACUUGGCUACCUGCAGAACCUGAUCCUUCGCAGCCUCUUGGCAAUGAUGCCUGCUUACAAAGCGAAUGAAGAUUUAGACAUUGACAGCUCUGGUGGCUAUGGCGACUUGCUUGUUAACUGCAUCCAAAAGUCUUCUAGCCCUGUUGUCCAAAAUGCCGCCCUUCUCCUCGUUGCCAACCUUGCAACAACUGCCCCUAACCUGGUUUUGCACAGUGUCAUGCCCAUCUUCACGUUCAUGGGCACAUCGGUUCUGCGGCAAAAUGACGACUACUCUGCUCACGUCGUUUCUCAAACCAUCAAGGAGGUCGUUCCGCCCCUAAUCGCCAGCUUGCGGAAGGGAAAAAAGAGCCCUCUUGCAGGGGCAUCUGAUAUUCUAGUCAGCUUUACGACUGCGUAUGAGCACAUACCAUCCCACCGAAGACCAGCCCUGUUCCUUGCUCUCGUGGAGACCCUUGGCCCCAAAGACUUCCUGUUCGCUCUGAUCGGCAUGCUAGUGAACCGCUACGACGCAAGCGAUGAUUUGGUGCAGUUCAGCGCCGAGCUUCUUGAUAACUUCAGCAUCGACAUUCAGCUUGACACAUUGUUAAAACUCCUUAGUCUUACCAGCGACCUCUUCAAGCCUAAGCCGGGGCUUUCCGCCACCCUUCUAGGGUUCGGCGAAGACGGCGAGAUUAAAGACCCCAGCAAGGUCGCACUUCGCCAAUUGAACGCCUACCCUACUCUCCUAUCAAGCAAAGCACUCGUAUCGCAGAUUGCCAAGCUUGAAGACCGCGAUGAUAUGGAAGCGGCAGAGAUUCGCUCUAAUUAUGCGACAUUGUUGGAAAAUAUCCUGUUGUUGUCUGAUACUAUCAAGGCAAACAAAGCUCUCCGCGCGUGCUGUGGAGUGACGCUCGCCAACCUACUCAACCUGCUCUCUAUUGGCGAAUUCAUCAAGGCUGUCGAAAAUCUCUUAGAUCGGCCCGACUUGACGCUGCGACACAAGGUGCUCAAAGCUCUCGAGGCUCGCGUUGAGUCCGAGAAAAACACCGACGCUGAUGCAAGAAUUGCGCUUUUGACGUUUUUGCCUCAGCUCACUGCCGCAAUUCGCGAGUCCGAAGACAUCCGCUACAAGCAUACUGCCGUUACUUGUGUGGACAAGAUUGCAGAAAAGUAUGGCAAGAAGGAUAUUGAGGCCGUCGUUGCGGCUGCAUCCACGAUUGCUGGAGAGCACUGUCUGGGACAGAGUGAGAAGCUUCUGCGCACUAUGGCGCUACUUUGCCUGACUUCCUUGGUGGAUGUAUUGCAAGAUGCCAUCGUGCCGGUUCUGCCGCUGGCCGUGCCGAGGGCUAUUUCCUACCUGGAGCAGAGCCUGGAAGUUGCCCCAGUAGAUGAAGAGUUGCAUUCGGCAGGCUACGGUUUCCUAGCGUCGCUUGCAGAACACCUCCCUUAUAUGCUUUCCACGUACAUGGACGACAUUCUACGCGUGUCAAAUGCGUCGGCUACUGCUGAUCUGACGGCUGAAACCAAUGGGAAUCGCGUACUUUGUCUCGAGGUUCUCGCCAAAAAGAUGGAUGCCAAGGAGAUGCUCACAGGAUUAGAUCGCAAUUGGGAAACUGCCCUGUCGGCGGGUCCUUUGGUGAGUAAUAUCUCACAAUCAAUCGAGAAACGUGGGGCAUUUACUAAUAGGGCGACGCGUCAGGCUUUAACUGAAAUCAUUAACAUCAUUGGCUUGACGAUUGACAGCCACUCAAAGGGCAUUGUUUCUAAGAACUCGGGUAUCCUGUCUGGCAUCUUCCUGAAAGCCUUCGACCUGCGACGACGCAUCCUUUUGGCCGAUAAUGCUGGAGAGAAGGUGCUACGGCAAAUCUCGGAGCUGGAAGCUGCAGCGUAUGAAAGGAUGCUGAAGAUGAUUUUCAAGCUGAACGACGCUGCAUUCCGCCCCGUUUUCGAAAAGAUUGUCGAGUGGCCUGGGUCCAAAAUUCCGAAGUCGGACAGCACCGGUCUCGCAUUGCAGCAGCUUGCCGUUUACGGGUUCCUGCAAGCCUUCUUUGACAACCUAAAAUCAAUUGUGACGAACUACGCUACGUAUGUGUUGGACGAUGCGGUCAAGAUUCUCGGCAAGAUCCAGCCACAUGUGAAUGGUGAAAGCCGAGACUUGUGGAAACGCGUACUUGGCACGCUGAGCAAGUGCUUCGAGCACGACCAGGAUGACUUUUGGCAGGCACCAGCACACUUUGGGGCGAUUGCGCCGGUGCUGCUGCAGCAGUUCCUGGUGGCCCCGCAGAUCGACGUUGCGGCAGAUUUGAUCCCGGCGACGGUCGAGUUGGCUGCCGCGGCUGAUUCGCAGACGCAUCAGAAGGAACUCAACUCGGCCCUGCUGCAGCACCUGCGCUCCGAGCAGGCGGCUGUCCGACUAGCAGCCGUCAAGUGCGAGCAGGCUCUGACGGACAAGCUGGGCGAAGAGUGGCUGGCGAUGCUGCACGAGAUGCUUCCGAGGAUCAGCGAGCUGCAGGAGGAUGAUGAUGAAGUUGUAGAGAGGGAGACUCAUAGAUGGAUUGUCAAGAUUGAGGAAGUUCUCGGCGAGAGCCUGGACGCCAUGCUACAGUAA